Molecule: messenger RNA, 2955 nt
Organism: Ophidiomyces ophidiicola
Lineage: Eukaryota; Fungi; Ascomycota; Eurotiomycetes; Onygenales; Onygenaceae
Exons: 1
Coding region: 1-2955 (984 amino acids)
Molecular function (GO): protein binding
Source: RefSeq, a predicted model, not a curated record
AUGGAGAGAAUGGAGAGAGAGCCAGUAAAGCGACCGCCGCCAAGCGGCAUUCCCCGUUUAUCGAGACUACCAUUGCCCACUACAGCGGCGACGAAAGCGAUUCGACCAUCCCCAUCUCGAGAACGACUCCAAGCAGACCAAGGUCUGAACGUUUCACGGCUCCGCAGGCCAUCGGAAGAUGUGUUCAAAAAACCCCAUCUCCCACCUCCUUCACAACGGAAAAUAUCAGAGAACGUAUCUGCACGCCGAGAAUCGUAUUAUAAAAGCCCAUCAGUUAGAGCGGCAGCUUCCAUGGAAAGUCUGUCCUCAAGGCGCAAGUCACAGCUUCACCGAGUUGAGACGGAGCCUUUAUUGGAAGAGCGCACUGUUGAGACCCUAGCGCAGAUCCCCUCAUCUCCAACCCCUAGCAGGAGACAAUCGGACUUUUUCAGGCCUUCCAGUCCAAUACGUUCGCCCUCUCGCCCGUCAUCAAUAAUCUAUGAGCAACCGACAUUGGAAAUGGCGUCUACAGCAGCAUUGACAGCAAGACUGCCGGUGGCCGAAGGAUCAUCAAAGCCUAUGACACCAAAAAGGUCAGUCGGCAAGCUACGUGGUGUUUCUGGCGCUGCUAGAAAAGCCAGUCACAACAAUCUUAAAGAAGAUUCAGCAGUUCCUUUGUCUCGCACACCAUCCUAUGGGGAUGUCAAGUCAAUACCACUCCGGAAUUCCACCUCCCGAAAAUCCUUAAACAAAGCGUUUGAUCACUUGAACUCCUUUACGCUCGGUGCUACCGGAGUCAGAGAUUCUUUAAGGCUUAAAGAGCUUAAACACAGAAACGCCUCCUCUACCCGUUCCUCCACCCUUACCUCCCCAACAUCAAUUAUAUCAAAAGCUUCCCAACGGACUUCAGUCACAUCUGGUAGCAAUUGUUCUGAUUCUGUCGCAACAACUCAUGACUCAAAAAAGGCACCCAAGUCAUCGAGUGCCUUGCGAGAAAGCAUUGCAAAGGCAAAAGCUGCCCGUAAAUUUAUAAAGCAAAACAACUCGAAGGUUGACUUCGCUGAUCCAUUUGAUAAUCUAUCCAUAAAAGAUCCUUUCUCUCCAAUUCACAAUGGGGGUUCAAAUAAAGAAGUUCUAAGGAAUAGGACAAUGACAGCCCGAAAGUCAGGCUCCUUGAACAUUGCCGCCUUAGGCUUAAAGGAACUCCCUCAUGAAGUGAUGACCAUGUAUGAUUAUAAUCCCGAAAUCAAUGAUAAUUGGUAUGAAACUGUGGAUUUGGUCAAGUUAAUGGCGGCCGAUAAUGAGUUCGAGUCUCUUGCAGAGGAAGCUUUUCCUGAUAUUGACCCGUCUGACAUUGAUUUGGAUGAAGACGCAAAAGGCAACCAAUUUGGUGGAUUAGAAGUUCUUGAUCUCCAUGGAAAUCUUCUUACCAGCCUUCCAAUAGGCCUAAGGAAAUUGGAUCGACUUCAUUCUCUGAAUUUAGCAAAAAAUCGACUUAAUAUGGAUGCGAUUGAGGUUGUUACGCAGAUAAUGAGCCUUUCAGAGGUAAAGCUGGGAAACAAUGACUUAGAGGGCAUGCUUACUCCCCAACUUGGUUCUCUUCAGAAGCUCGAGGUACUCGAUCUUCGUGGUAACGCUUUGACAGGUCUGCCCGACAAUUUGUCGGACCUAACGGCAUUGCGUGUGUUGAAUGUUGCUGAAAACCAGCUGACAUCCCUUCCAUUUAGCGCUUUGUCAAAACUGCCAUUGGUUGAAAUAAAUGCUCAGAAAAAUAGACUCCAUGGCAGCCUUAUCCCAGCCUGGAUUCGUCGGAUUGAAGGACUUCAAGUAUUGAAUAUCUCAGGAAAUGCUCUAGAGAAGCUUUCCGCAGGAGAUACUUUGGAGCUGCCAAGCUUACAGCAGAUGUUUGCCGAUGCAAAUCGUAUUAAAACUUUACCAAACGUGUCAUCCUGGAAAUCGCUCCUUACGUUAGUAAUGGAAGACAAUCAGUUAUCUAACAUACCUCAGGGAUUCACUGAGUUGAGGGUUCUCAAAAAUGUUGAUUUCAAGAGCAAUAAUAUCAGUACACUUGACGAGAAGAUUGGAUUGAUGGAAAAUUUGGUAACCUUCCACAUCGGAAAUAACCCUCUUCGAGAUCGCAGGUUUCUUACUUUGGAUGCAGAGGAUCUCAAGAGAGAUCUUCGCACUAGAUGCUCUGCAGAGGAGACUCCUGAUGCUGAAGAUGGUGAAAGUUCAGAUCAUACUGAAUUCACACUGGCACCGGAGGACCCACAAACCUCGCAUAUGUGGCAAUUGAAGUCCGGGGGAGUUUUGGAUCGUUCAUCCACUGAACUUUCUCGCUUGGCAGCCGAAGAUUUAGAGCAUCUCAUCUCUAGCUCGGAAAUCCGUUGUCUUUAUCUUCAAAGCAAUCGACUGGAGAAAUUGCCUACUACUGCCUUGUCCCUGAUUUCCCACUCUCUAACCGAUUUGGAUCUUUCGAAUAACCCCAUGGAUGGCGAUAACUGGAUAUCAACUCGGAUUGAGCUUGCUCAUUUACGGAAUCUUAAUCUAGCCAGUACCAGAUUAAAGUCUCUUGAUCCUCUCCAGAAGCUCCUCUUUGCACCGUUGUUGACAUUCUUAGAUGUCUCUGGCAACCGAAUAGAUGGUGCCCUUCCAGCUAUGCGUACUAGCUUCCCGAAACUAAUCACUCUUCUGGCAUCUGACAACAAAAUCGAGGCUUUAUCUUUCCAUGCGGUCCAAGGGCUUCAAACACUGGAUGUAAGUAACAAUAAUAUUGACAGCUUGCCCCCACGACUUGGUCUUUUGGGUGUCGAGCACUCCGGUGGUCUUAGGAGGCUGGAUGUCUCUGGAAAUAGCUUCCGGGUCCCAAGAUACCAGAUCGUGUCCAAGGGUACCGAAGCGGUGUUGGAAUGGCUGAAAAAUAGGAUAACACCGGAGGAAAUGAAGGAGUGGCAGGGUGAUGUUGAAGAGGGCUAG